Oryzias latipes (Japanese medaka) is the source of this 1446-nucleotide messenger RNA. RefSeq names its product interleukin 17a/f2 (gene il17a/f2). Lineage: Eukaryota; Metazoa; Chordata; Actinopteri; Beloniformes; Adrianichthyidae. The record is from RefSeq and is a predicted model, not a curated record. Gene Ontology annotation, cellular component: extracellular region. Gene Ontology annotation, molecular function: cytokine activity.
CCCUGCAGUGCCGCUCUGUGUGUCUUUAAGCAGCUUUUUCAGUUGAGCAGAUCACUGUUUGUUCAGUCUGUCAAUGAGUAAACGUGGAACAGGAACAAAAGCUGACCAGAACCAGUACUCUGCACGCAGCUGAAGGAAGCUGCUCACCUGUGGGGGGGAAGUCUCCCGGUUCACCCCGUCUCCAUGGCGUCACUGGAGUCAGAGCUCACUGCCUCCUCUCUCCCAUCGGGUCUCGUCCUCGUCUUCAUCCUGCUCCUCCUCCUCCUCACCAUCUUCCUCACGCCUCUCUGCAGCGACUGCAACAGACGUUCUUUUGAGCUGAAAGAUCCAGAAGCAGCAAAAAGUCCUUCGGCUCUCAUCCGAGUGGUGAGGCUGGAGGAGGUCAGAGAGAACCCCAUGAUCGAAAAGAUCCAGAAGGAUGAGCAAGAGUUUCAUCCUAAAGGGGAAGCGCCAGUCAUUCCCUCCCAAAUCCAGCAGGGGGAGCCGCAGACUAAUAAAGACUCACUUCCUGGUGGAACCCCUGUUUCCUUCAUUCCUUGGAGAAGCCACCUGAUGGCGCCAGAGAGCAAAGAUUUAAACGGCACUGCCCCUUCAGACUCCGACUCCCACCUCUUUAACCCCAUGGAGUGUGGGCGGAGCAACGACAUCCCAUCACCUCCAGCCAAUGACAGUCCUGCUCAGCAACGCCAUGGUAACGGUGAACCUCGUUCUGCUGUCACACUGCACUUUAGCGGUCCAGACAGGAACUCCGUUUAUGCCCGGGUCAGCAAAAAGCUCCGCCUUACCGACUCACCUGAGGAGAAGCAGGAGGGGCCGGAGGAGGCGGGGCCUCCACUGCCUGACAGGAACCCAGAGAUGGAUGGAUGAUGAAAAAACACAAACGUGGAGGUGAGAAGAUGAAGACUUCUGUUGGAAACAGAUGGUGAGGAAGAGGAGGACAGGAAACAGACUUUCACAAUAAAAGCUCCUCUGGUGAAGUUUUUUUUAAAGUCAGUGAAGUGAUUAUAAAAUGAAAAAUAAAGUUCACCUCAGGAGGAGCAACAACAUGCAGAUGAAGUCAAACGCAUGGCAAAUGACAUGACUCCUCCCACUGAUGCGUGACUCCCCCCACUGGUGUAUGACCCCUCCCACUGCUGUAUUACCCCUCCCACUGGUGUAUGACCCGUCCUACUGCUACAUGCCUCCUCCCACUGAUACAUGGCUCCUCCUACUGCCACAUGACCCGUCCUAUUUCUGUACAACUCCCCCCACUGCUACAUGACCCCUCCCAUUCCUACAUGGCUCCUCCCACUGCUAAAGAUUGCAGAAAAUUUACUACUUUUGCUUGUUUUGCUUUUUUAAGCGAUUUACUUUAAACUUAUAUAUUUUAAUAAUACUUUCGGGGAAAAUCUGACAUGUUUUUGCCCUUUGUGUGUGGAUAAAUAUAAUGCAGUAUCUUUUCCGUAA